AUGAACGAGCCCACCUUGUAUGUGAAAAAGGAAGGUAAAAAUGAUCUUAUCAUUGUUUGCCUUUAUGUUGAUGAUAUCAUUUACCCUAGUUCCUCUAGUUCUCUUGUGGAUGAGUUUAAGUCUCAAAUGAUGAAUGAGUUUGAGAUGUCGGAUAUGGGUUUAUUGCAUUAUUUCCUUGGCCUUGAAGUCCAUCAAGCAGAAGAUGGAAUUUUUCUUUCACAAAGGAAAUAUGUCAGGGACCUCCUUAGUAAAUUUAGCAUGGUUAAUUGCAAGCCUCCAGCUACACCCAUGAAUAUUAAUGAAAAAUUGCAACACGAAGAUGGAGUAGAAAUGGUAGAUGCUAAGAAGUUCAGAAGCUUGGUUGGAGGCUUGAUUUAUUUAAUGCGACCCGAUCUUGCAUUUCUUGUUGGUGUUAUUUCCAGGUUUAUGCAAUAA
Diospyros lotus (date-plum) is the source of this 435-nucleotide messenger RNA. RefSeq lists its product as uncharacterized. NCBI's taxonomy places the organism in Eukaryota, Viridiplantae, Streptophyta, Magnoliopsida, Ericales, Ebenaceae. The coding region runs from base 1 to 435 and encodes 144 amino acids. The transcript has a single exon. The record is from RefSeq and is a predicted model, not a curated record.